GUGGUCAGCCUGCGCUUCCGGUCUGGCAGACAUUUUUGUCCCUCCGAUUGACGGUAAACAUUCUCCUCCGCACGGAUAAAGCUCGCUUUCACUCUCUUCGACGAAUAACGCUAAAACUGCAGAAAUGUUCUACACAUGUGGACCCAAUGAAGCUAUGGUGGUCUCUGGCUUUGGCCGCUCUCCACCUCUCAUGAUCGCCGGAGGACGAGUGUUUGUCUUCCCGUGUAUUCAAAAGAUCCAGAGGAUUACUCUGAACACGCUAACUCUAAACGUGAAGAGUGACAAAGUGUACACCCGACAUGGUGUCCCCAUCUCUGUCACGGGCAUCGCUCAGGUGAAGAUCCAGGGCCAGAACAAAGAGAUGCUAGCUACCGCCUGCCAGAUGUUCAUGGGCAAGUCAGAGCCCGAGAUUGCCCAGAUCGCCCUGGAGACAUUGGAGGGCCACCAGAGGGCCAUCAUUGCUCAUUUAACCGUAGAGGAGAUCUACCAGGACCGUAAGAAGUUCUCCGAGCAGGUCUUCAAGGUGGCCUCCUCGGACCUAGUCAACAUGGGGAUAGGGGUGGUCAGCUACACCCUCAAAGAUGUCCAUGAUGAUCAGGACUACCUCCACUCACUGGGGAAGGCCAGGACGGCUCAGGUGCAGAAGGAUGCAAGGAUCGGAGAAGCUCAGUACAAGCGGGACUCUGUCAUCAGGGAGGCCCAGGCCAUGCAGGAGAAGGUGUCUGCUCAGUACAAGAACGAGAUCGAGAUGGCCAAGUCCCAGCGGGACUACGAGUUGAAGAAGUCCGCCUAUGACGUAGAGGUCAACACCAAGAAGGCGGAGUCAGAAAUGGCCUAUCAGCUUCAGGUUGCAAAGACCAAGCAGCGCAUCGAGGAGGAGAAGAUGCAGGUGCAGGUGGUGGAACGCAGCCAGCAGAUCAUGCUGCAGGAGCAGGAGAUCGUUCGCAAGGAGAAGGAGCUGGAGGCCAAGGUCAAGAAGCCCGCUGAGGCCGAGAAGUAUCGUCUGGAGAAGCUGGCCGAGGCUCAGCGACUGCAGCUCAUCAUGGAGGCUGAAGCUGAGGCCGAGUCCAUCAGAAUGAAGGGAGAGGCAGAAGCGUUCGCCCUGGAGGCCAAAGGCCGCGCAGAGGCAGAGCAGAUGUCCAAGAAGGCUGAGGCCUUCAAGCAGUACGGCGAAGGAGCCAUGGUGGACAUGCUGCUGGAGAAGCUCCCUCUGAUGGCCGAGGAGAUCAGCAAACCGCUGUCGUCGGCCCAGAAGGUCACCAUGGUGUCCAGCGGUGGCGCCGACAUCGGCGCCUCCAAGCUGGCCGGCGAAGUCCUGGAGAUCAUGACCCGCGUGCCCUCGGCGGUGGAGAAGCUCACCGGAGUGGACAUUUCCCAGGUUACAGGCCAGUCGCUGCGCGUGCAUUAAGACGACGACCUGCUUCCGCCUCCCCCGGUGCCUAAAUGACCACUUCUGUGACGCCGUCUCCCUGCGUGCAUGUGAGCCUCAUCAAAUGCGCUUCUGCUCCCUCUAGUCGUAGCUCUAAAAGUGCUUCCCCCACCCCCCCCACCCCCCACAGAGAUGAUCCGUUAAGAUGCAUUUGUGGCACUACAAAGCCUUUCAGUGUAUUGAAAUGUGUCUGUUAUGUUUAUGUAGUGGAAGACAACAGUUUAUGUUUGUCUUUGUUGUGUACUGCUUUGUCUGUGAAAUGGAUUGUAAAUGUAGUUUAUCUGCACAUCUUCAUAUGCAAAUUUAAUCCAAAUGAUGACUAAGAAGUGGUUGGGCCACACUGAAAAGAAAAGUGGGAAUAUUUACUAAAUUAAUUAAAUUUAUUCUUUGAAAAUUACAAAUUUAUUUAAGUACUUUAUUUUUUUUAAUCGUAUUUUCAGAAAGUUGGGAUUUUAACAAAAAAAAAGAUAAAAACAAAAAAAAUAAACCUCUCAAAUUAGACUUUUGCCUUAUAGCAUUCUCUAAAAAUUCUGAAUUAAUUAAAACAAAUGACGUUUUCUUUUCAAUGCAGCCCAGACCCUCUUUAAUAUGAUCACUGCUGUAGGAUUUAACUUGGUCACCUUUGAAAGGAAAGCAAGUGGUUGUUGGGGAUGCGAGGUUGUGUGUGUGUGUGGUACAAUCCAGAAAGCAAAAGUAAGUUUUUGUUUUUUUUCCUCCAUAUGUAUAAUGUAUAAACAUUACUAACUCAAGACACGCUAAUCCUUCACAUUUAUAUUCUAUUAUUCUAUUCUAACGCUGCGGGGCUCACUGAAAUGUUUGUCUUUUUUUUUUUUCGUUUUUUUAUAUUAACACUUUACUAACAACCCAAAGCUUGAUGCAUGUCGUCACCGUGAAGUGCCUGCUCGCUUGUUUCAUCAACUCCUCAUCCAACCUCAGCUCAUGUGUUCAGCCUGUUACACUUCAGGGAAGAAAUAUAUAAACUUAUAUCUGACUAGUGUGGUUACAGAGGCGUGUUAAAUUGACAAAAUUUGAAUGGGGAGUAAAAGGCCGGGAAUUUGGGAAAAGUAUUCAUUCCCAUGGAAAACGUCUCAACUUUAAAAAAAAGUUCCUGGACUGUUCCCACCCUAUAUCCCACUGAGAGAAGCCAUAAUGCUGCCACAACGCACGCCUCUUAUUUUCAGUGUAACCCUUUUCAAAUGUCUUGUGACAUAUUGUGUGUACUUUGUGUUCGGUAAGGAAAGCAUGUGUAGCCUGCCUCAAUGUUAGUAUUCAAUGUUGACCAUUUAUCUGUAUUAAAGUGACAUUCAUCAAAUAAAGUUAUGAUUUCAUUACAGAA
Molecule: messenger RNA, 2765 nt
Organism: Syngnathoides biaculeatus (alligator pipefish)
Lineage: Eukaryota; Metazoa; Chordata; Actinopteri; Syngnathiformes; Syngnathidae
Gene: flot1b
Product: flotillin 1b
Exons: 13
Coding region: 125-1408 (427 amino acids)
Biological process (GO): positive regulation of endocytosis; protein localization to plasma membrane; positive regulation of cell junction assembly
Cellular component (GO): plasma membrane
Source: RefSeq, a predicted model, not a curated record